Messenger RNA from Condylostylus longicornis, 1574 nucleotides. RefSeq names its product WW domain-binding protein 2 (gene Wbp2). The record is from RefSeq and is a predicted model, not a curated record. Gene Ontology annotation, cellular component: nucleus. Gene Ontology annotation, molecular function: chromatin DNA binding; transcription coactivator activity; phosphatidylinositol-3-phosphate binding. Lineage: Eukaryota; Metazoa; Arthropoda; Insecta; Diptera; Dolichopodidae. Gene Ontology annotation, biological process: positive regulation of DNA-templated transcription. The coding region runs from base 140 to 1459 and encodes 439 amino acids. The transcript has 7 exons.
UCGAACCUUUAUUAUUGAAACGUCAGCUAUAGAAAUUUGUAGAAAAAAUCAAAAUUUGAUAAUAUAUUAUAAAAAAUAUUUUAAUAGUAGACCGAUUGUUUUUACAUUGUCCUCGAAAUUAAAGUGAAAAUAUUAAAAUAUGUCUUUAAAUACAGCUCACGCCAAUAAUGGCGUACUAAUACAUUCUGGAGAGUACAUUCUUUUGUUUAGCGACAAAAUUACAAUUGAAUUUAUUGGCCAAGACAGCCCAGUAUUUAAAGGAUCAAAGGAUGGACGAAUUUAUUUGACUUCACAUAGAAUGAUUUUUAAUGCCAAAAAUCAAAGUGAAUCUAUGCAAUCUUUUAGUUUUCCCUUUGUUACUUUAAAUGAUGUCGAAUUGGAGCAACCCGUAUUUGGCGCUAACUACAUCAAAGGCAAAUGCCGUUCUCAACCCAAUGGAAACUGGACUGGAGAAGUCAAAUUCAAGUUAUACUUUAAAGGGGGUGGGGCUAUAGAUUUUGGUCAAGCCUUACGACGUGCAGCUAAGACUGCACAAAGUAACAUGCAUAAUGAUGCACCACCACCUUACACUCCACCCUCGGGUCCAUGGCACGAGGCUCCAUUACCAGCUUAUCAGCCUCCUCCUGGUUAUUAUGGUUGGCUUCCUAACAAUGAAAAUUUCAACCAAGGUCCUCCACCAAAUUCUGUGUUUAUGAGUGAUAACCCUCCGCCAUACCCAGGUCUAGCGACACCUGGACAAGGUCAGGCUCAGGGAUUUGCUGGGGGUUUUGUGCAACCUCAACAAGGAUACCCUGGAGCACCUCCCCCUUACGGCGGUGCGCCACAGGGUGGUUAUCCCGGGUAUCCGAAUGGACCUCAACCAGGUUAUCCCGGCUACCCAAAUCAAUCAGGGUAUCCCGGUUAUUCAGGUCCGCAGCCGGGUUAUAAUGGAUACCCAGGUCAACAGCCAGGGUACCCUUCACCUUAUGCACAACCUGGUGGGCCUUACAAUCCCAAUGCAGGUGGGUAUCAAGGUCCUCAAAAUCGUUCUGGACCAGAAAAUAUCAACCCCAACAUACCUUCUACAAACCCAGUUUAUCCCAGUGUACCUAGCGCUCCUUCUUAUCCCUCAUAUCCAGGGGCAUCAAAUAAUUCGGCUUAUAAUCCAAAUCAGACGAAUCCAAAUGCGAAUCAAAAUUAUGUAGGCAUACCAACUGGUGGCUAUUCUGCUCCAAAUAGCAAUGCAACUUCAAAAGAAGCGGAGGCAGCUCUAAGUGCUCAAAGCUAUAAUCAAAACAACGCUGGAUACAAUACAUACAGUGGUGGUGCUCCCCCGCCUUAUUCAAAUUUUAGUAAUACUAGUGGAUCACCAACACAACAGAAUCAAAACCUUGGUGCAUAUUCUGGGCAAAAUGCAAAUUCCAGUGGAGAAUAUGCUGCUCCACCUUGCAUGAAUGGACCACCACCAAAUUUCAAGUAAUAUAAUUAAAAAUAGUCAUUGAAUAUUUAUUUGUAUGAAAUUGGGAAUAAACCAAAUAAAAGAAGCCUUUUUAAACUGAUAUCAGUGUAAAGUUGAAACAAAUAGUAAAACAAAU